Vitrella brassicaformis is the source of this 4786-nucleotide messenger RNA. Lineage: Eukaryota; Vitrellaceae. The record is from the annotation of a GenBank genome assembly.
CCGAUCUUCCAAGCAACGCAAGAGUCUCAAGCAAUGCAAUGGUCCUUGUAAGUAUGCUCCCUGACAGUGUCUCAUCCCUGCCUUUCUGCGACGUACGGUAUGGCGCAACAUGCAUGAACUGUAUGAACUGAGAUGGGCAUAUCGUGCCUCUGUCUAGGCAAAACAGUCCUAGUGGCUGCCUUCUGUGACUGUCCGCACAAAUGCAGCAAACGGUGUGAAAGGUGACGAGCUGAGAAAGCACAUCAUGCUUCAGACAGCCGCCAACCGAACAACACAAAAUGCAACAACCACUAACUGACACAACAAAAUCUAUGGACUAAGGAUCACCAUAAUGAGACCCUUGAAUCAAAGCACUUUCAGCACUGCACGCGACGGCUUGUCUCCCUCGCAAUCUGAUCCACUGUGCCCUCCUCUAUCAUUUCCAUUGCAAGACUUUGGUUGAAUCCCACCGUCUCUGUCAAAUCGCGGUUGAGAGCAGGCCGAGCAAGGUCUUCACCAAGAGACACGUUGAUCUCUUCCACUUUAACACGCUGCUCCAGCUGCUUGGAAUGCUCGCCGGCCUCUGCUGUCUCCACGAUUGGCUCGAGGGGCGGUUUCUCUUGUUCAACCACUAGCUCAGCUGCCUUCUCGAGCUCGGCAGGUAUCGGCGCUGUCUGCCCAAUGGCGUGAAAGACCGGCGGCGUCACGGCGUCCGGCGCCUCAUUCUCUUGCAUCACUGGCUGGAGGAACUUCGGCUGAAGGGGCUGCGGCUGCUCAGCUGGGUGGUCAUCUUGAAUGGGCCCCGGUGCAUUAGGCGUCUCCACUGCUUUGCCGACCCGCUCAUCAGUCACAUCAUGCGGCACGAUUCCAACUGCCUUCUCUUCGUUGAUGAGCUUGCGCCGCGGGGCAAGAUACUUCUGCAUCAGCCGCUCUCUGCGCGUGGGGUAGAGACACAAGCAGACAGCAGCCGCAAGCACGAGCAGAACCGAAGGCAGCAGCACAACGAUGGCGAUCGAGGCGCGUGUCUCGACGCAGGAUGUGUCCGAGAAUGCAAACCAGCCGCACUCGCUGUCGUCCUUCUCCUUCUUGACGCCCCCAUCGGCCGAUAGGGCGAAGAAUUGAGGCUGCAGGUCAGCCGCCGUCAGGCCAGAGAUGUGGACUGAUCGGUCCUGCGUCAUCCGAAUAAUGACGCUGCCGUUUUCCACCAACGGUAUAAGGGCCUCCAUACUGUCGAUCUCUGGGUAGGCGCUCAGGUCCAGCACGUCAUGGUCGGUGUCCGUGUCAAAGGAGGGGAUCGUCACGUCUCCCGUCUCGUUGCUCACCACACUGAUCAAUGAUCACACGCAAGGACUCAGCCAACAAGUGAUUGUGUCGUUGUCUGUUCUACUGUCCUGUCGAGCUCACAAUGUGUCAGCACCGUCCAUGCCGAUGAGCACUGCAAAGGACAGCCAAGAUGCAGCCGUGUACAAUCUCGCUCCCGUGGGUCUCCACUGCUUACCGUCAUUUCCCCCGCCACUGACGAGCCUGUCAUUCCCUCCACCACCAGUCAGCACGUUAGCGGCGGUGUUGCCCGUCAGCACGUCGUCUUUUUUUGUCCCCUCCACAUCUGUGAUGGGGCUGCCCUCUUCCAGCGUGAUGCUCUUCGGAUGCUCGGCGUCUGGGCACGACACUUUGGUUGGCGAAACCAUUCGACACACAACAGCAGGGUCCUCUGGAUCGUCAUUGUCGGUCGAGCUGAUAGUGAUCACGUUCUGAUCUAAUACAUCGGAAAGGGCUGCUCAACCCACACAAGAGACGGAUCGUCAAGAGGGAUGGAUCAAUCCCUCGGGGCUCUACGUGUCUGACCUGGAAUCUCGGUGGUACUUGAGUGUGUCUCACUUGGGAGCUCAGUGGUACUUGAGGAGGGCGCCGGGGCUGAAAAUGGUCAAAUGGAUAUACGCUAUCCACAAAGAUGCUGAUGUGUCUCAUUUUUGCGGCUUACCGACAAUCAAAGUACCAGCUGUCACAUUGAAGUCAGACAGGUAAUCGGCAGAACACGACUGCGACUGGUCUGGCGACGCACACCUGCACGCGCACCUAGAUGUCUCGUUGUCUGUGUACGAGGCCAUCUGCCAGUGUUGCCAUUAGCUGACCAGCAGAGGAAGAAGUCUCCUACACGUGUUGGUCUUUUAUCGCCAAUCUCAUAUGUUUUUGACCCCGAUGGGCCACCGGCUUUGGGCGUCCCGAUGUCCUGCUUAUCGGCUCGAAACAAUCCCGUGACCAGCGCAGGGCUCGUGCAAGUUGUAGAAGAGACAAGGAUGGCGUCAUAGUCAUUGAGGUCUGUCAAAGCGGCACAGUCACACAUAGGAAAGAGAGACUGACAAGGGCACCUCCAGUUCGCUGCACAGUACCUGUUCCUGUAAUGGUCAUAGGACAUUCCUCGCCAACAAGGCAGCUGAUUUGAUUGCUGCCAUCGGGUCCUGCACACCGAUGCGGGAGCAUGCAUGUCUGUGUGUAUGUACCGUGAGGACUUCCGUACCUCUGAUUGUCAGGCUGCCGGCCGAGACAAUGUGUUCUGCAUCGCACGACCCUUGACACCUGCAGACAUAUGCACACACACAGCACAUUUAUAUGCCAGCCCCUUCUGUGCUAUCACUUGAGUACCAGCACAGGGAAAGGCUGUCGGCAACUUUCUUCGCAAUGCCAAAGUGAUAUGUCGCUCCGCUGCCACCCGAUGCUGUGGCAGAGUCGACCGAGCUAUCUUCAUCGAAGUACGUUCGCGUUGGCGAUGCACAGCUAUCGUUAGAGAGCAGCAUCGAGUCUCCAUCUGAAAGACCUGCUCAGAGACAUGGAACAUGAGGGGAGUGAGACAGUGUUCGAGUGUCGCGAUUGGGUGGAGUCUCCACCUGUGCCUGCAAUACUGAAUGUGCAGCCAACUCCGAUGACACAGGUGAUGGCUGCAGCCUUGUCGGGGCCUGAGAUGGUGAGAUUGCCCGCAUGAAUGGUAAAAUUCUCAAGACCUCCCUCUGCCUCUGGGUCACAGCCAAACUCUUGUGGACACCUGCGUUCACACACAUACAUACACACAGAGCAAGUCACGUGGCAAUUGCUCGUCAAUAGGAAGACACGCACAGUCGAGAAACGCAGCUCACCAGCACAGGUAGAAUGCUGUGCUUGAUGCGUAGAGAGCCCUGCCGAAAUCAUACAGCUCUCCGCCUCCCGAUGCUGUCGCCUUGUCAUACAAGUCAUCGGCAGUGAACAAAUCCUUAACACCCGUACUCACACUGCAAUCAUCGCCGGAGACCACAAUCAUGUCUCCGUCGGCCAAACCUGUCAUGCAGUAGCAUACACAUGAGGCAAACAAACUGUUCUCUCUUCGUUCACAGAUCGCUCUCACCCAUGCCUGUGACAUUCAUUGAGCACUGAUGGCCGGCAACACAUGAGGAAUUUCCAUAAGUGGGGCCUGUAUUGAUGAAAACAAUAAGCACAGCACCUCAUCGCUCAGUCCCUGUGCACAUACCGUUCACGAUCAGCAUGCCCGCACUAGUCUCAAACCGCGCAUAGUCUUCCUCAUAGUCACAAGGCCCAUCAAUCUUGCGCCAGCACGGGCCGUCUGGUUUAAGGUCACCAAUGCACUCCUGGCGUGGACACCUAAAAGGAGACAGGAAGACGUCAAGCAUACCGUUGAUCGCCAAUAUAGAAUCAGCUGGGUGACCGAACCAGCAAAGGUAGUAUUCCCCGACAAAUCGAGGCUUCUUACUGCCAAAUUCGUACGUCACCAAUGAGCCGUUAUCCCCUGGAUUGGCCGUACUGAGAUCUAUCUCAUCAGCAUCGAAUAAGCCAAGGGGACUGACAUCGACAAGGCGGUCCAUCGAGCAUUGCUCCACAGCGACACGGAGAGUGUCGUUUUCAUGCAAGUCUGCGUCAGCACAAAGAGCGUGUCUCACAAUGUUUUAUUUCUCUUGCCUAUUCGGCACACGCACCAAAGCCGCUGAUAGGGAUCGGACAGUCCAGUGUGACGUAGCAUCGGAUAAUUGCAUCGGCAUGGGGGCCUGCAUUGUGAGUCGUCAUUUGAAGGCACAUAUAACGAGCCUACUGAUGACCACUCACCUCUGACCGUCAACAUUCCCGCAUGAGUAGUAUACUCAUCUAUGAUAAGAUCCGAAGUAGCGUGGUCGCAUUUAUCCCCGUCGUACGUCUCGUCCAGGGAGCACCUGAAUGUAAAGAUCUCCAUGUUAUUCGUUGGCGAUAGUUUUCUCUUUUGCAUACCAGCAGAUAUCGAAUUCUCCAGUGCGUUGAAGACGCUUAUUAUAUACAAAAAAUUCAUCGGCGCCGAGUACGUACUCUUGGUGCUCAUCACUUCCGGGGAUCGUUUGGCUCAUGUAGGGGAAUUCCGGUCCGUUUUGCCACAGAGGUGGUGAGAUCGGAGUGGGAGGAUUACAUGGGCUUGAAGCAUUCCUCUCUGACAGAAUGAUCGAGGCACCAUCGUCCUUGAACCCUGCAGGUCAACGACAGGAACAUUGUAGGAUGACAGAAAGCUUGGUUGGUUGCGUUCUUCUCUUCGUGCCCUACGGUUGUAAUCGCCGGGGAUGAUCCAAUCUACGUCACACGGUUGAGGAGUCAUCCAUUCGGUGCAAUACUGCCCUGCGAUCGCAACGAAACGCGUCUCAUUAUUUGGUCGAGCGGGAGCAACUAAGACAGGAAUGGCAGGGAAGCAGAAUGUCGGACAAAAAGAGUUCGGUCUCUGUUGGUUGAUACCUGCCAAUCGAGGGAUAUCGAUGUGGACCAGUGAGACGAGAAUGAGGAUGAAUAAAUGCAUGACAGAAAA